Messenger RNA from Agrilus planipennis (emerald ash borer), 646 nucleotides. It is a transcript of the gene RpL26, whose product is annotated as 60S ribosomal protein L26. Gene Ontology annotation, cellular component: cytosolic large ribosomal subunit; ribosome. The coding region runs from base 126 to 575 and encodes 149 amino acids. The transcript is spliced from 4 exons. Gene Ontology annotation, biological process: ribosomal large subunit biogenesis; cytoplasmic translation. Lineage: Eukaryota; Metazoa; Arthropoda; Insecta; Coleoptera; Buprestidae. Gene Ontology annotation, molecular function: RNA binding; structural constituent of ribosome. The record is from RefSeq and is a predicted model, not a curated record.
UACGGUUUAGAAAAUUCAAAAUUUAAAAAUAAAAGAAAAAUGGAAGGACAUCUAAUAAAAUAAUUGCGCAUGCUCAGUAAUUUUCUUUCGUGUCGCAUAGUGGUGUUUUGACAUACAGGGUCAAAAUGAAGCUAAAUAAAUUAGUAACUUCGUCAAGAAGCAAAAACAGAAAAAGGCAUUUUACAGCACCAUCACACAUUCGCAGGAAGUUGAUGUCCUCACCCUUAUCGAAGGAACUCCGACAGAAGUACAACGUUCGUUCUAUGCCCAUUCGAAAAGAUGACGAAGUACAGGUUGUGAGAGGACAUUACAAAGGACAGCAAGUAGGAAAAGUUGUUCAAGUGUAUCGAAAAAAGUUUGUAAUUUACAUUGAAAGAAUUCAACGAGAAAAAGCGAAUGGUGCCAGUGUAUAUGUCGGAAUUCACCCUUCAAAAGUGGUGAUAGUAAAACUCAAAAUGGACAAAGACAGAAAGAAAAUAAUAGACAGAAGGGCCAAGGGACGUUUGGCAGCUCUUGGAAAAGAUAAGGGCAAAUACACAGAGGAGUCUGCAGCUGCAGCUGUGGAAACAUCAUAAAAUGUGUGAAAGUCCCACCCUUAAAUUGUAUUUAAGUAAUGCAAAAAUAAAAUAUUAUUGUUUAUUUCUUA